CGCAAUGAGUUUAUUAUCAGUCUUACGAGUGGUCCAGAAGUAGAAAAAACUGAAGAAAAUGAUAGCCUUGACAACCGACUUCUUAUUAUUCGAGCAAAUAAUACUCGAAAAAAAAUUUUUCUAAAUGCUUGUAUUAAUGGUGAAUGGGGAAAAGAAGGUUCAGUGAAGCAUAAAUGGUCCCCUGGUGAUGAGUUUGAUAUAAGAAUCAGAUGUCACGAUACAUACUUUGAGAUAUUUGUUGACCAUAAAUUACUAGCAAACUUUGCAUACUAUGUGCCGAUUUCAAACAUCACACAUAUUUAUAUAAAUGGCGAUGCAGAACUGUACACAGUUUCAUGGGAAGGCAAAUAUUAUCAGGUGCCUUAUGGAGCAGAUAUUCCGGGGAAUUUUUACCCCGGAAGAAAGCUUUAUGUUUCAGCACUUGUGAAAAAACAAGCCAAACAUUUCACCAUUGAUUUCCAUUGUGGUUGUGAUGUAGCUUUUAGAUUCAAUGCUCGAAUCGCAGAAAAAAGAUUAAUUAGAAAUACGCGGUCGUCAGAUGGAUGGGGCAAGGAGGAGAAAGAUUUAGAAAUUCAAUUUCCAUUCAAAAAAAAGCACACUUUUGAUUUGCUUUUUUAUUGCGAAGAGAAUCAAUUUAUUUGUUAUGUGGAUGACUGCCUCAUAAACUCAUACGCACACCGGAUGUCACCUCGAGAUAUCGAUAAGCUUUGCAUUGAUGGCGAUAUCGAAUUACAAGGAGUACACCUUAAAUAA
This is a messenger RNA of Thelazia callipaeda (thelaziosis nematode), 753 nucleotides long. The record is from the annotation of a GenBank genome assembly. NCBI's taxonomy places the organism in Eukaryota, Metazoa, Nematoda, Chromadorea, Rhabditida, Thelaziidae.